UUUCCCCGCACAGAGAAAGAGAGAGACUCUCUGUGUGCGUGUGUUGAGAGAAGAGGGGGAGGCGCGGCGAGUUGGUCUCUCCCGAUCUCUUUUCAGGAGGGAGGGAAGAAAGACGCGAAGAGAGAGACAGAGAGUCAGACUCCGCGCCGGCGGGCGGGCGCGCGAAGCAAAACAAGACACGCACAAGGAGGAACCGACCGUUUCUCGCCCGACCGCCUGGGACCUUUCGUUUCUCCAUUCGGAUUAUAGCAGGAAGAGCUUCAGCGAAGGCAGGAGCUGGAGCAGCGGCGGGGACGAGGACAAUAACAACAACGGCUGUGGCGGCCCCAUGUUUUCCCCCAGCCAGGAGGAGCACUGCGCGCCCAACAAGGAGCCCGUCAAAUACGGAGAGCUGGUGGUCCUGGGGUACAAUGGAUCCCUUCCUAAUGGUGAUAGGGGGCGAAGGAAAAGCAGGUUUGCUCUCUAUAAGAGACUUAAAGCAAAUGGCGUCAAACCCAGCACAGUCCAUGUGAUCUCAACACCUCAAGCAUCCAAGGCCAUCAGCUGUAAAGGGCAACAUAGUAUUUCCUACACACUCUCAAGAAAUCAGACUGUUGUAGUGGAAUAUACACACGAUAAAGAUACAGAUAUGUUUCAGGUUGGUAGAUCGACUGAGAGCCCCAUAGAUUUUGUUGUAACAGAUACAAUUUCUGGCAGCCAGAACAGUGAUGAAACUCAGAUCACCCAAAGCACUAUCUCCCGGUUUGCAUGCCGUAUUGUCUGCGAUAGGAAUGCACCAUAUACGGCCAGAAUCUUUGCAGCAGGAUUUGACUCUUCAAAAAACAUAUUUCUUGGGGAAAAAGCAGCAAAGUGGAAGAAUCCUGAUGGACACAUGGAUGGAUUAACAACAAAUGGGGUUCUAGUCAUGCAUCCUAAAGGAGGUUUCACUGAAGAAUCUAAACCUGGCGUUUGGAGAGAGAUUUCGGUUUGUGGAGAUGUGUAUACUCUGCGUGAAACAAGAUCAGCUCAGCAAAGGGGCAAGCUAGUAGAAAAUGAAACCAAUGUCCUUCAGGAUGGUUCUCUUGUUGAUCUGUGUGGAGCCACACUCCUGUGGAGAACGGCAGAUGGCUUAUUUCACACUCCAACUCAGAAACACAUUGAGGCUCUCCGGCAAGAGAUCAAUGCUGGGAGGCCUCAGUGCCCUGUGGGGCUGAAUACGCUGGCGUUUCCCAGUAUCAACCGCAAAGAAGUGGUAGAAGAAAAACAACCAUGGGCUUACCUCAGCUGUGGCCACGUCCAUGGCUAUCACAAUUGGGGACAUCGCAGUGACACAGAAGCCAAUGAGCGUGAGUGUCCCAUGUGCAGAACCGUUGGUCCCUAUGUGCCUCUCUGGCUUGGCUGUGAGGCAGGCUUUUAUGUUGAUGCUGGUCCGCCGACUUAUGCUUUCACCCCCUGUGGCCACGUGUGCUCUGAAAAGUCUGCCAAAUACUGGUCACAGAUCCCACUGCCACACGGUACUCAUGCGUUCCAUGCUGCCUGUCCUUUCUGCGCUACUCAGCUCUCUGGAGAUCAGAACUGCGUCAAACUUAUUUUUCAGGGUCCAAUUGACUGAUGCCAUUUUACAGAUGACUUCAAUAAAGCUCACUUUCUUAACAAUUUACUGUGAAGAUAAAGAAUUUGCCACUAACUCCAGAUUUUACCCCCCUUUUAUAGGAUUGUUAUUAAUGAGGGCUUUGGGUGGGGAGGGUGAAUUAGCAGUUGGGGAUACCAUAGGGUGUGAAGGUACAUUGAUACCUGGAACCAAACAGUUAUCAGCGGCAUUGCAUGCUUAACAGCAGCAUGUUCAUGAUGACAACUUCUUGGUCAAACUGUAGUAUAUUUGUAAUAUUUGUAAGAACAGAAAAAACCAAUGUCUUAAUGAUUUUUUUAAUCUUGGAUUUUGUAACUGAAAUGCUUUUCUUCUAAACUUUGACAAGCCUUUAAGACACAUAUUUUUUCAACCUAAAAGAAGCAUUCGGAAUGUAAUUUGUCUGUCCUCUCUCUCUUUUUUAAUUUGCAAUAUAAUUAACUUGAAUAGUUCAUUCUCAAAGAGGAUGUACCGAAUGUGUGGGUAAACCUUGUGUAGGUGUAGGUGAAUGUUCACGAGAGACAUGCAUUUAACAAGCUGUGAACAUGAAAGGUUAGCUUCAUGAACAAUAGCACAAACAUAAGGAAUUCUGCAGUGUGGUGUAAUGCAGCUGUCCAAAAAAAGACACAAUUACUUGAAAUUUGGGGAUCAUUUUGUCUUGGCCACUUCCCAUGUUAUGUUUUUUUUUUGACACAGGGGUAUCUUUUUUCUUCCCCCCCCCCCCCCCUUUAACAAUAUUUGUAAAACAUAAUGUGGGUAUGCUUCAAGAUACGGGUUGUUUGGUCCAACAGAUUUGUGGGAUAUGUUUUUGAUGUGCAAAAAGGAUGAUUUUUGAGUUUCUAAGCCAGUCCAGGUAUCUGGCAGUGAUUGUAUUACCAUCUUGCCCUGUCUUCUGCUGUUUCAACAUGUCACAGAAUUGUUCUUCAAGGUUCAAUAUGAGGCCAGUUCAUGGUUAACUUUCAUCAUCUUCCUGCAUCACCAUGGCGCUGCUUUUCUGUGGCUUCAUCCCACUUGUGUGUGUAUGGUCCUAGUCUUUCACAAAGGUCCUUCCUAACUAGGUUAACCCUGUCUAUUUGGCUUCAUCCUUUUCAGGUGUUACCACAUUACAUGGACUGAAGCCUUAGAAAAGUGACACUGUUGGCAAUAUAAGUAGCAUGGUGCAGAACUCUUCAUUAUGAAUGGAAGUACAUUUCUCAGCAAUCCAGUAGUGAUAAGGCACAAUAUGUAAAAAGGCUUCUUCGAUUUUCCAUUUGGUGUGAUUUAUAUAUUUUAAAAAACACAUAUCCAGUCAUUUGUACUAUUUUAAUAAUUUCUAAUAAUUAACUCUUUGAUUAAUAAAUUACCUCUGCCUUUUGGUGUUUAUUCCAGUUGCCCUUGCAUGCCUUGGAUCUGUGGGCAAGUAGAGGUACCAACCCAUUCUAAAUCCAGUUUUUUAAUUGAGUUCCCUCACCUCUCUAGAGAGAAUAUUUUGGUCUUUUUCUUGCAGGAAUUAUAUAUGUAUUAGUCUUAUUCUAAUAGACAGUUUCAGGCACUCCUAGUCUUUGCUGUCUGUAGGUGGGUUUCUAAUAAUUCACUUGAUUGGGUGUUUCAUAACUAUUGAAAUCUGUCAUUAAUUUGUUUUAAGCUUGUCUCUGUGAUGCCACCCUUACUGAGCAAACAUUUUUCAAUAGUUAAUAAUUGAUUGAUUUACAUCCCAGUUUGCUAUCUAGCCCCUUGUAGUUCUGAGUAAUGUAUUUAUUUUACCAUCAGAUGUCACUUCUAAGAUUAAUUCAUGGCCAGGUGACUUAAAAUUCCUGACUUGGGAGUAGUUGAAAAAGAGGCAGUAAUUAUUGCUCUCUCAGAAAAUUAGUAGAUUUGGACUUGCCUGUACGUUUCAGCAUCACUUCAGUGUUAGCAUUUCCAUUUGUUUUGGAUAUUUUAGCUUUUUUUUUCUAUACUGAUAGGUAUUAGUUUUUCCAUGUUUGAAUGAAAAAAAGAUUCCAGGGCAGAAAUUCAUUACACAUCCAAAGUGAACUAGGCACAAAGGGGUUGUCUUCUUUCUGUUAAAUUCUCAGCAAGUACUUGCUGUGUUUAUGUCCUUUGUAUAGAUAAAUAAUUUAUAUGAUUUUAAUAUAUUGUAUAUAUACUUGAAUUGGCCUGUUGCUACUUUGGAUGUAAUACUGUUUUAUAGUUAACCCUUUUAUUCAGUGUCCGUUGCCUACUGGGUGGUGGAACAAGUUGUUUUUAUUUGCUGCUGUCUAAUAUAAUUUUCUGUAUAAUGUGUUCAGCGCUUAUACACCCACUUCUUUUAUUUGGAAAGAUUUCACUCACUCUGUAGCAUUAUGUUGGUAAUUUGCUUAACCCACUCAUUAGAUUGGGAAAUAGGGCCAAUGGUUUUCAGAACAUUUUUAUCCUAGUGCCUUGUAAAACAGACUGCUCCUUGCCUUCUAUCCCAUAAGACAGACAUGUAGCUCAGAUUGCUGUGGUUGUUAUUUCCAUAAUUUGUAAGGUCCCCAACAGUGUUCUCGUCUUCUAGCUUAGGUGCCUGAGGUCCUUUUGUAUUCAGUCCAUUCUCCAGACUGUGCUAUCCAGAAGCCUCCUGCUGACUGAAACAAUGCCAUAAAAACAAAUUAUUUUAAUAACGACUUUGUCAACUUCAUGGGCUGAAAAAUUGACCCUAUGAAAGCUUGAAUUGUUCCCAUAAUUAGGUUUAUUUCAUAUGUGAAUGUUUGCCUGUAACUGCCCAGACAUCUCCACUACAAAUGUUCAUAAUAUGUAGCCUGUUCUAGGGUUCAUUAAGGAAGAGUCCAUUGGACUGGCUGAACGUGUAAUUCUGAAUCCUCUCUUGUGAUCCUAGGUAUUGAUAGCUGUUGCUGAUGGGUUUGGGAGAAUAACAAGAUGAUGGACAUUAAUAGCUAAUUUUAGCACUGUGUCUUUUGGAAGUGUUGACAUCAUCCCACUUGUCGACUUAUUUUUCUGUGAGAAAUAAAUAUUUUAAAGAUUGGAAUCAGAAAUAGGCUACACCAGUUAAAACUCUCCUGAAACAAUAACUCUUCUGGCAAGCUGUUCUACCUAAAGAUUUUGUGGUGUAAGAAUUAUGAAGAUGAGAAAACUAGAUCAGAAGUCCUCUCUAAGUUGAUUUAGUUUUUCAACUUCACAAUCCCUACACUUUUCUAGUUCAAGGUUAGAUUUUCUGUUUCUUCAUCUCACAGAAAGGCUCAAGUCAAGAAGUGAAUAUCUGUUUGUAAUGAAAAGAUGUCGCAUGUUUCCUUAUUUUGGUUCCUGGAUGGGUUUUUUUCUGGAUGUUGUCUCUUUUUGUCUCUUUCUGUUUUUGUCCACCAUUAUGUCUCCAGGAUACAACUUGCUCAUCUCUGAAUGAAGCAGAGAGUGUUUGAGGAUCGAGACAACCUGCUCAGAAACCAAUUUGAAAAACAUUUUUCAAAUACUUCCUUUGUUGUGAGUUGGUAGCUGUUUUUUCUUCUUUGCAUAUUAUUUUCCCAAACCAGACAGCAAAAGUGGAUUCCAUAAGUAAGAAUACUGAGCGCUUUAUUCCAUUUUAUUCAAAUAGAACUGAGAGCUACCGAAGUACAACUCUUAAUUCACUUUGUGUGUAUGUUUUUCAUCUAUUGAAUCCUCGCUAUGUGGCUCAUAUAUUAUGCAGUUUGAACACUCCUCGUACAGAGGAAUGGUUUUGUGUAUCCCCCCCCCCCCCCCCAAAGACUGCAUACUGAAUUGGAUGAUCAUGUUCUGCCCUUGAACUGUGGUCAUUUCACAAAUACAUCCAAGCACAUUAAUUUAUAUUGAUUUUGUCCUAUGCUAGUCAUGGAAUGAUGUUACCUCAGUGCCUCAGGAUAGCCUUGUAAAGAUAGUAGGAAGAAAUGUACAUUGGGGAAUGGGUUGAGAGAUAUGAGAGGAAGAAGGGCAUUUUAAAGAUCUAUCUCCAUGUGGAGUAGGAAGCCAAUUCUAAUGCAAAUGUGUGCCAGUAAGUAGCACUGUGUGCAGUUGCAGAUCUUUCAGUGUCUUCUUUAAAAUCUUCUUAAACUGACUAUUCCAAACAGAAUGUCUCUCACCAAUUAGAUUUUCUUCUCAAGUAACAAUGAUCUUAUUUAGGUUGUUCGUAUGAUCAGUCAUUUUUAGUCUGAGAUGGGUAUACUAUUUGCUAGGUUCAAUAUUCUUUCUGUACAUCUUUCUUUAUCUUCUUUCUAGUUUUGUUCAUUAUGACACUCCUCUUUUGUGACUUUCUGAUGUCACCUUGCCUUAGCAAAGCUCUUCUUUGAGUUAAGGGCUUGAUGCAGUAGUUGUGUUUUUAUUUGGGCCUGUAACUCUUGCUACUUAAGUAUUUGGCAGAUAAAUGAAGCUUCCACCACUGCUAAAACAAGUUUUAGAUUUCCUUAAGGGACACUUCCAAUCUCUCUCCUUCAUUUACCCCCAGAGGCAAUGGUACUAUGUGGUAGCACAGGCUUCAAACUCUAUGCAGAGCUUACUAUCUAUAUGAGAGAUCCCAUAGUGUGUAGUGUAAGGAAUAAAUGGCUCUUGUUAACCUCCAGGCAAUGGUUCCUUCUAGUUAGGUUCUGCUGAGGAAAUUCUGCUAUGUCUUUGUACUGGCAUUGGUACCUAUUCAAUAAUAUUCAUAUAAUGUAUUUGUGGUAUCCUUUGCUCUUUCAAGUCUAAAAAUCAAAAGAACAUAUUAUCUUGGCACAAUUCAGAUUUUGCCUCCAUAUUUCAAGAAAAUAUGACUGAGCUUUUUCAGAGUCCGAGGAAAUCUUGCAGAUAAUGAGAAGUUAGAGUCUACCUUGUGUGUUCCUUUUAAAAGGGGACUCUGUCCAUUCCAACAGGCUUCCAUUUCUGAUCUUUCCCAAUCUCGUAACAGUGACCCACAAGGCAUAGGCAGUGAGUUUUCCACAUGGUAAAAAAGCCAUUUUAUGCUAUAUAGGAAAGCUUCAAAAUAUUCUUGUAACUAAAUGUGAAAACUGUUGACUAGUAUAUCCAUUUUGUGUGCAUCAUUCUCUGUAAACAACAAAGCAAUGUGAUUCUCUUUAGUAUUCAUAACUUAUCAUUACCGAUCUAUUCUUCUUUAGUUUUAUUACUAUCAACCAGUAAUAUUCUGAUUGCAAACCCGUUUUUUUCCCGCUGAUGCUUACUUGUCUUUCUCAUGGCAUUGAAAUAACUUAAUGGACGAGCAGUUGUUAAUGUCUGUAGGGAAAAAGUAUAUUUAAACUGUCCUGUUGCCUACAAUGGAUUUAUGAUGGCUCAGUGUUUCAUGAAGGUUGUUGACACUUCAGGCAAUUCCCUCUAGUGCCACUGCUUUUAGAGACAUACAUUCGAUGUAGGAAAUUCCCUAAUAAUUUCUUCCCCUGUUCCCAUUCUCUUUUGUGUUGCAAAAUGGUUUAUAAUGGCUGUGCCUUAGCCGACAACACUAGCCCAGUGAUCCAUGCAGCUUGGCAAAAGCGUUUGAGCAUGGUUCUUUAAUUUUAAAGGUUUUUUAAUGGCUUGAAAAAUAAUAUCAAAUAGUCCCAAGUCCCCCUUAAAACUAAUGGUACUUCUGAGGUUUGAUAAGCAAUUUAAUUUUAUAGGCACAGAACAUACAUGUAAUGUUUUGAAAGGGGGGCAUGAAGAUUGAGUAAAAAAGGAUUCCUUGGAACCUAUAUCCAGGUAAGAUGUGCAUUUUUUGAUCCAAGAGUGUUGUUGCUUUUUAAUGCAGAAAAAGAUCUGUCACACAGGGAUGUCAUGAGUCUGACAAGUGAUAAAAUUACUUGGACACCUGCGCAGAGGCCGAUGGCUAAAAUGAUGGCUGAGACAAUUGCCCACAGGUUUGUCCAGCAGAAAAGCUGUGUAUAUUUCCCUUCACUUAUUCUUAGUUAACAUAAAUUGAUUUUGUUUCUAGAUUGAUGUAUCCAAAGGCUUUAGACUGCAUCUCUUAGAAUAAAGUCUUUUUUUUUUUUUUGGCAAGGAUGUAGUUGGAGAUGUCUGGCAGCUGCUAGUAGUGAUGUUUCUUUUCUCAGCCUUGAUGUUCAAGAUUCAGGUGCCAGGGAUGGAGUCUGGAACUACAUUCCUGGAAUGCAAUUUGUUUACCAAUGAGCCAUGGAUGUUCCCAAGACUCCUCCAGGACUUUGCCAUGUUAUCUGGGAAAGAUGCCAGAAGCAGGCCUUCAGCACACCCACUCUUAAUACAGAAAACCAUUUCGAUGCCCACCUCAGGAUACAAACACCUCAGUGGAACUGUAGCAUGAUCCUCAGGACUGAUGUUUUUGUGAACAGUCUUGAGUCGUCAACCGGUAAAAUAUGUGGUUUCUAUAUCCCAAAUGGUAAACAAAAAACACCUUCUGCCUGUGAUGAAGAACUUGCAUCCUGUUCAUGAUAGAGUGCACACAGGAUGUUGUUUAUAUUAUUACUACCCCACCACCCUGUAUAGCUCAAAAGUAAUGUCUGAAGUAGUUCUAAUUCUAAUGGUAACUCAGGCACAAAAUGACUUUGAUUCCCCAGCUGGGUUCAGCUGGUGAUUUCCUGCACUAGGAUAGUUGUAGAAUUCUGUUUGUUUAUUUGGGGCAUCCAUCUGGCUUUUGAAGUCCUUUGUCAUGAAAACAGAAUGUGCAAAAGGAUCUCAAGGAAAUUCCUAUUAUAAGGGGAAGGAAUGGUCAAUGAUAGAGGGUCAGCUAUCAGUUGGGUAAUUUACCUCUUGUUAUUAAUCCCAUUGAGAAACUCUUAAUGAUAAGUCUUCACAGUUUAUCAUGGUUUCUAUAAUCCAGCAGUUAGUUCCUACUAGAGUAGACUUCUUGACUCAAUAGGAACUUGGUAAGUCAGCACUUCUGUAAGUUCCAUUCAGUGUGGUUACUAUAGUUGGAACUAAUAAUUGAGCAUAGGGUCAUUAGCCAGUAGUUGAACAUUUUGCAGGAAAUUCAUCCGGGGAGGAUGACCAUCAUAUGUCCAACAAAUUAAACUUCCAAAUCAUUAAAGGAUCCUGUUACCUUUCCCUUUAGUUAUCUGUUUGUCCUUUCCAUACAUGAGAUAACUUUUCAGUUAUAAAGACUGAUUUAGAAGGAGCAGGCAUAUAAUGCAGUUGCAGGGGUGGGGGUAUAUUUGUGUGUGUGUGUUUUGUAUGGUCCUGGAAAUUUGAGCCUCAAUGCAAAACUUGUUUGUCAUUCAUUCCCAAUAUGCCCAUUGGGAAUGGGCAAGGGUGGAAAUGUUUUCUUCAGUAUGUUACCAGCUGUUAAUGUUCUGAGUUAUGUUUGUGAAAUCUGGUCUUUUAUACAUCAUUGUGAAUGGAUAUUAACACAAUUUACCUGUUGUACAUUUUGGAAGUACAAGCCAUUUUACAGGAGAGGAAAACAAAUUAAAAAGGUAUUCCAGUAUUA
Molecule: messenger RNA, 8936 nt
Organism: Anolis carolinensis (green anole)
Lineage: Eukaryota; Metazoa; Chordata; Lepidosauria; Squamata; Anolidae
Gene: peli2
Product: pellino E3 ubiquitin protein ligase family member 2
Exons: 6
Coding region: 329-1591 (420 amino acids)
Biological process (GO): regulation of Toll signaling pathway; protein polyubiquitination
Molecular function (GO): protein binding; ubiquitin protein ligase activity
Source: RefSeq, a predicted model, not a curated record